This is a messenger RNA of Dromaius novaehollandiae (emu), 4856 nucleotides long. Its product is annotated as programmed cell death 1 ligand 2-like. NCBI's taxonomy places the organism in Eukaryota, Metazoa, Chordata, Aves, Casuariiformes, Dromaiidae. The coding region runs from base 205 to 1167 and encodes 320 amino acids. The record is from RefSeq and is a predicted model, not a curated record. Gene Ontology annotation, biological process: cellular response to lipopolysaccharide; immune response; T cell costimulation. The transcript is spliced from 7 exons. Gene Ontology annotation, cellular component: external side of plasma membrane.
GAAGUGACAUAAAGCUUGAAUAAGAUCAGCCUGAGGGCUGCGUUAUUGGUGCAUGUUUUAAACUGAUCGUGAGAGGUGGACUGUUGCUGCUGUCAUGCAAAUAUACUAGAGCUACUUUGUCCGUAAAACCUGGGAAAUCUUAGCUGUUAUAUUAACCAGAUUCUUCCGAUGGUUGCAUAAAGAUCUGAUAUUCACCUGAGAAAAAUGUUUGGAAUUGUGACAGUCCUGUUGCUGGAAAUGCAACUCUGUGAGGUUUCAGCUUUAUUUACAGUUGAAGUUCCUCAACAGCUGUAUGUCGUGGAGUAUGGGAGCAAUGUGACCAUGGAGUGCAGAUUCCCAGUGAACGGCUCAUUAAACCUUGGACUCCUAAGUGUUUUCUGGGAGCAGAAAAGGCAAGGUCGGCCAAAAUCAAAAGAGGUUUACACACUUCGCAAUGGGAAGGCAUUCCCUUCAUCCCAGCAUCAUGAUUAUGUAGGAAGAGCAGCACUAUUACACAAUGAAUUGAAACUGGGGCGAGCUAUGCUUCAAAUCUCCAGCGUAAAGAUCACGGACGCAGGAUCCUACCUCUGUCUCAUUGAAUACCAGGGAGCCGACUACAAGUACAUUACUUUAGAAGUAAAAGCAUCCUACAAGAGAAUAAACACACGAAUAAUGAGAAAAUCAGAUGAAGAUCAGUUUGUUUUUAUGUGCCAGUCAGAAGGCUUUCCUCUGGCAGAAGUAUUCUGGCAAAAUGAGAAGAAAUUUAAUCUCAGUGGAUCUGCAAAUACCACCUAUACCUUGACCGUGGACGGCCUGUACAACGUAACCAGUGUCCUGACGUUCACACCAAACAUGAGUGAAAUCUACAGCUGCGUGUUCUGGAAUAAAGAACUGAAUGAAAAAACAUCAGCUCACAUUUCCACUUUAGCUUUAAUGAGUACACGGUAUAGCGGACAAAAAUCACUGAUCUUAUUUAUCAUCCCCACAUGUGUGGUGGUAGCUGUUCUUCUCUCUGCAUUAAUAAUCUUUCAAAAGAGAAAAUCCUUCAAGAACUGCAAUGUCAAAAAAGGUGGAAAAAGAAAACUCCACCCUAAACAGAAAGAUGAGAACAGAGACAAUUGUAACUCUCAAACUCAGGCUUUAUGCUUGUCAACUGUACCAGGAGAUGGCAGGAACAUGCGUCUAUGAAAACUCUUCAUGUGACAUGCCGUAGUUUGCACUUUUUGUCUCUAUUUUUGAGGACUUCAGAGGAAAGUUGCAGCACUUUAGCUUUGGAAUUUGUUCAUUGGACUGAACAAUGAACUCAUGGGGAUUUGUUGGCACUGCAGCAAUGAAAAGCUGUGCCUUUUAAGAUACUGUAUCUAGAAGUUACAGGGAAUUAUGCUGUCAUUAAAUGUGGUUUACCAUGGUAAAGGGGAUAUUUGAGUGCCUUUCAUACACUUUACUUUUGGAGAUACUGUUGCUCAAGGCAUUUUUGUUCAGGAAUGCCUUUAUUAGCUGAUCUAGUCUCAGGAAUGUUGCUUGGACUCAAACAUCUUGUGGGACUUUGAAUAAAAGCUGUACACACUAUGUUAUGUUUGAACAGUCGUCUUUCAUGUGGAGACAUCGUUACAGGCCUGUAUACCAUUUCCAAAUUUUCCACCCUUUAAACUGGAAAUUUACACAAGUACUCACCAGCAAGACAGUUUAUGGAAGAUGUUUCAUACCACAGAGCCAAUGAGAGGUUGGAAGUUAAAUCAAAGGACAGCCAAAAAAGACCCAACUCCAACAGUAAAUCAACAUUACAUUGCAGAAGGAGAAUUUUAAUGCAUAGGCUAGGUAAAACCCUGUAUAGCUAUUUCUAAUUUGUGGAAAGCUGGUAAUAUUGAGACAGCUUUAGGGAGAUAAGUGGCCAGGUAAAAAAAUAUCAAGUGUGUUGCUUUAGCUACAUGACAAAAAAAGGUUUUGCAUCUUGAGCUGAUUACUCAACAGAAUUUUCUUUAGGAGGAAUUUGGAAGCAAAAGCGAAAGUGAAGUUCUGCCAGAUUUCUAUACCAGUUAUGUUCAAGACGUAAUUUUAACAUUUUCUCGGAGCAAGAGAUGAGUCUUUUCAAUGCCAAGUACUGAUCUGUUUUACUUCCCGUUACAGGAAUGCCUAAAAAUGCCUCGUUCAACUUUGAAUACACUUCGUGCAGGGAGUUACUUCUGUAGUGGUAGAUGUGAAAAAAUAAACAACAGGAAACAACAACUUGGCACUUUAGUCAUGACACAGUGAACCAAGGGCACCGGGUAGGAUUUGGCAUAUUAUUGGCCAAGGGCACUGGCUUUGGUGAGCUGUGUUUUCCCUUUAGAAAGAUCUUACAGGAUUGAAGAAACAAGCGUUCACAUGAGAACUAUUUUGGCAUCAUCUCUUGGAAGAGUGCUGUCUAUGUCAUUGUAAAAAAAAUCAUUACAGCAGCAAUGUCAAGAUUUUCUCCUUAGCACUAGGUCUGGACUGAGACAGGAGCUGAUUCUCCAGCGUCUUGUGCAGCUAUUUAUCCUAGCACAAAGUAGACCUACAGUGCUGCUAUAAGAUCACAAAGAUAGCAUUCACAUCCCCUUCUGUUUUGCCAUGAUAGCAGAUAAAAAAAGCAGGGCUGGUGUUGAUUUUACUUGCGGAAGAGAAAAAUAAGCAUUUCUCUAUAGUCACCUCUGCUUCCAUGUCUAUGUAUUGCACUUUUAAAUAUCCGGUUGUAGCCAUUUGGAUUCAGCUGAGAUUAAGCCAAAACCAGCCAGAUUCCUUGCUGGUAUAGCAAAUCAGAUAGGAUGUCAGGGAAUCAGAGGCAGCUUCUUGAACUACUGCUUAGCUUCAGGUGCAAUAUAGAGCAGCCUGGGGACUGGUCUAACUUGCACCAUCUAGCAAUACUCUAAAGUCAACGUGCAGCAUGUUCCAGCCUCAAGCAGUUCCUUGCCCUGCCAGAUUUGCACUCAGAUGGGAACUAUGUGCCACACUCUUAGCCAAUGUGAAAAAUCUAGCUCAUAGUGUCCCUGCUAGGACUUCUUUUUUGCAUUUUUCUAUUCUUUUCUCACCUAAUUGUAAAAUGGAAGUCAUUCAGACUGGAUUGCUCUGUUUUUGUGGAGGAACAUAAAUAGUAUGCAGCCUCUGAAAUUUGAUUGUGGUGAAUACCAUUGUUCCUUAUUGAAAUGAAAGUCUGCUUGACAUUAUUGUACUCUGCUGAGUAACUUUUGACUUGCUGUGGGUAGGGAACAACUGGUGUGGGCAGCACUUGCUGCAUGUUUUACAGGCAUAACAAACGCUACCCUGGUUUCCCAUGCUCUGUACACCGGAUGGUUUCACCUUGUAUUACUAGGCAGAGGCAGCUCAGCUUUGCACUUCAACCCUAUGUCCUUCCCACUCCAUUUCACAUGACAAAGAGAAGCAAUAUUGCUAUUCACUGUGAUAACUAUAAAAAUACCUAGAAAUGUAUCUUCAUUUGUAUGCUUGUAUUCUCACCAACUCUCACUGGAUGCUUAUGGGUGCAAUAAAAAGAAAGAAACUGGGAUGAUUCUCAGAACUUAGUAAGUGAAAGUUAGCUUGUCAGCUGCUUGUGCAAUCUAUAUUUGUCUGUGAAUUAAUGCAUGAGUUAUUUUUUGCUGCAAACCACUAAGCAUAUGAUAUGUGUGUGAUACGAUGAGUCUCUGUUCUUUCUGCUUCAGCUACUGUUUUACAAGCUGAUAUCUUGAAACAGCUGACAUAAGAGUUUUCUAAUAAAGUAGCUGCAAAAUGUUUGAAGGUCUUUUUUUAAAAAUAAUUUUCAAAUUUACAGUUAGUCAGCUGAUAUUAGAUCAACAUUAGGAAAAUUCUAGUUGCUGCAUAAGGAUUAGUCUGUAUGGAUGAACUUUAAAACUUACACUCCCAAACAGGCAUCUUAGUCUGGCAUAGUGGAUACCUUGAACAGUAAGCUUCCAUUUUUUUUUGACAUGUAUUUCCUCUAUUCACCUAUGUAAAUUUGUCCCACCUAGGUGAAUGUCAUAAGCAAUAACAUGUUAAUGUACUGUAAAAAGGUAGGGAUUCAUUUAAAGUUGGUGGUAUAUCUGUAUGAAAAGUUGUGCAAAGUAUCUAGCCAAUGGUUUAUAGUCUUCAGAAACAUGGUUCACUGAAUUCUAAGGAUGACCAUUUUUUCACAAACAAGUCUAUGAAAUAAGUUUUUAAUUAUUAUAUUCUUGUUGUCCGGAUAAGGAACGCUACUCUUGCAAUCCUCUGGCCUGUUUCACUAUCGAGUAGGUGUUUGACAUGUCAGCACAGGAGUGAAUGACAAAUUGGGUGAUUAGUCUUCCCAAUUAUUCCAUACCUCUGCUAUUUACCAUAGAUUUUAAGGCCUUACAAUAUGUUUAUGUGGGCUUUUCUACCACAGCAACAUUUUCAGCACCUGUGUGUUGCAGCUCACUCUCUAAUUAGGAACACAGAGGAGAGUAAGAAUGGCUAAGAAAUAUAAUAUUGACUCCCUGUUUUAUAUCACAUUGAUUCUCAUACUGGCAAGUCUGAAAACACUCCAUUAGUUGAUUUCUGUGACACAGACAUGGCUGAAAGCAACUGCUGACACUGAGAAUGUUAAUAUCUUUGGAAAAAGACUGAUGAUAGGAGGGGGACUGCUAAUGGCCACUUGAAGCACAAGUCUUAAAAGUUGCAUACCAGAAAAUCUACCAGCUGUUUCUGAUCAAAGCUAACUGGAAGCAUUUGGAAAUACCUACCAGAGAUUUGGUCUGCCAAUGAACAAAAAACUGAUUCUUAAGAAAUGGUGACGUCAUCUCUUUCCCUACUGAAUUUCUUACUUCACCUAAAAGAAACAUGCUGAUUGCACCAAAACCAAUAGCCUCCUACUUUACAAAGCAGCAAAGGAAAAAAGGUUUUGCAAGCCA